CUCACCCUCCUCCUUCAUCUCCUUGAGCCCCUUAAAAAUAACCAAAGCCAUGAACAUAUUCCAAGACUGGCCUGAGCCUAUUGUCCGUGUCCAAUCCCUAUCCGAAAGCAACCUUCAAGCCAUACCAAACCGCUACGUCAAGCCUCUGUCUCAACGUCCAAACUUGCCCUCUCAAAACCACCACAACAAACACAACCCUCACACCGCCACCAUACCCAUCAUUGACUUAAGUGGCUUAAACACAAACGACAUAACUCUACAUGCCAAAACGCUUGAGGAGAUCUCAAAAGCUUGUAGAGAAUGGGGAUUCUUUCAAGUAGUGAACCAUGGGAUGAGUCCGCAGCUCAUGGACCGAGCUAAAGAAACAUGGAGAGAGUUCUUUCAUCUUCCCAUGGAACUGAAAAACAUGCAUGCUAAUUCGCCAAAGACUUAUGAGGGAUAUGGAAGCCGACUUGGCGUAGAGAAGGGUGCUAUUCUUGACUGGAGCGACUACUAUUAUCUUCAUUAUCAGCCUUUGUCUUUGAAGGAUUACUCCAAGUGGCCAUCUCUGCCUCUUCAUUGCCGAGACAUGUUAGAGGAAUAUUGCAUGGAGAUGGUGAAGUUGUGCGAGAACUUGAUGAAGAUAUUAUCAAGAAACUUGGGAUUACAAGAGGAUAGACUUCAAAAUGCGUUUGGUGGUCAAGAUGAAGCAGGAGGGUGUUUGAGGGUUAAUUACUACCCAAAAUGCCCUCAGCCGGAGCUAACUCUCGGGCUCUCUCCGCACUCUGAUCCCGGAGGAUUGACCAUUCUAUUACCAGACGAGCAUGUCGCAGGUCUUCAGGUUCGUGGAUCUGACGAUGCUUGGAUCACAGUCGAACCAGCUCCUCAUGCUCUUAUCGUUAACAUUGGUGACCAAAUUCAAAUGCUAAGCAAUUCAGUAUACAAAAGCAUAGAGCACAGAGUGAUCGUGAACCCUGCAAACGAGAGGUUGUCAUUGGCAUUUUUCUACAACCCAAAGGGUAAUGCUCCGAUCGAGCCACUGAAGGAACUAGUGACGGUAGAUUCACCAGCUCUCUACACUUCCACGACCUACGAUCAAUACCGUCAAUUUAUUCGUACGCAGGGUCCACGUAGCAAAUCUCAUAUCGACGAACUUAGAUCCCCUCGAUAG
This is a messenger RNA of Eruca vesicaria subsp. sativa (arugula), 1150 nucleotides long. NCBI's taxonomy places the organism in Eukaryota, Viridiplantae, Streptophyta, Magnoliopsida, Brassicales, Brassicaceae. The record is from the annotation of a GenBank genome assembly.